Molecule: messenger RNA, 3750 nt
Organism: Astyanax mexicanus (Mexican tetra)
Lineage: Eukaryota; Metazoa; Chordata; Actinopteri; Characiformes; Acestrorhamphidae
Gene: mkrn2os.1
Product: MKRN2 opposite strand, tandem duplicate 1
Exons: 4
Coding region: 65-703 (212 amino acids)
Source: RefSeq, a predicted model, not a curated record
CAAUCGUAGCGCAGGAGAGCAGCGAGCAGGUGGGUUAGAUUAAACGGGAUGUGGUGAAGCUGUAAUGGAGCGGGCCGUGGUGAAGUUCCGCCACUGCGGGAGAGAUAUCUACACCUUCGCAGAUCCACAGGCCGGUACUGGAACUGGUCUGUGCCCAGUCUGUCAGCAGCCGCCGGUACUGGGACUGCUGGACGCGCCUGUCGCGCUGCCCGGUCCGUUCAGCAGCGGCCACAGAGCCCCGUGCGCGUUUCUGAUAGGAGCGAGAGAGGGGCCGCGGUCUCUGGGAGAGUGGAAUGAUUCAGAGCUACACGUCGGCAUCUCAAACUCAGCAGGCUUGGUCUAUAACUACACAUUAUCAGGGGUCCAGAUAGACGAGCAGGGAUGGGAACAGUGUGUCUGCAUACAGCUGAUUCCACCUUGGAGAGAUUCUCUUGUAGAUUCCUGGGAUAAGGAAUUACAGCUGUUUUCAUCACUUCCAACCUGGGCUGCAGAGAGGUUCCAUGAAGAGAGGGAGUUUGGGUCCUGUUGUUAUGGUUUUGCUCUUAGCUUCAUAAAUCACAUGCGAUCGGUGGACGGUAAAGACUCUCUGAGCAGAGAUGAGUUCACCAGCAGGCACGUUCUACCCAGGAUUAAACUCGCAUCCAUGUUCAUCAGAGUGUAUGAAGAAAUACUGCAGAAUGGCUUUUACGUGAACAACCAGUAAGAAAGAGCGUCAGACUGGUGGAAGGAGAGACAGUGAACCAGUGACCGGGUUAUCAUUGGUGCCCAAGACUCAUUGAUGCUCAUGGAGGUUCUACAUUAAGGAUCUCUUCUAUUGUCUUGGUGCCAGUAUGUAUAUUUCACAUAAUAUAAAUGAAUCACACACAGUAAAUACAGAAAUGUUAGUGUGUUUAGUUAGCUACUGUUAAGUUGUUUUUUGUUAUUCAGAUUUUUGUUUUUACUAAACAUACAUUACAGGUACAGACACAAUGCUCAGCACACUUUUACAUACACAGAAACAGCAUAGCCAAUAUAAUAAUACAAGGUCGAAGCCUACGCAGGUCAAGUCGAGUGCAGGUCCAUAAGCUUUUCACUUUCUUCUCUCUAUUAAGUCUCCCCAUGACCUCAUAAGAUGCCGUUUAGUUCUUUAUUUCAGUUCAGGGACAUUUUUACUCCUCCAAUUAGGCAAUAUUAUCUGUGUCCAACUUUAGACAUGUUUUUUUUUUUUACCCUGGGGAUUUCUGUUCGAUCUCCAAGGAGGCAGUAGCGAGGUUGAUACAGUAGUCCCAGGCAUUCUCCUGUUACUUUGAGGAUACUACUCCAGAAGAAGUAUAUUACUGGGCAUUCCCAUAUCAUAUGAGAAAAUGGCAUUUCCAAGAUAAAUCAUUAUCAACAACACCCAUUCUAAAAAGUCUGGAUUGGUUUUACCUAUGCAAAUAUUUGUACUGAAUACAUUUUCCUUAAACCUCUCUAAUGUCCCUGCCUACAGAAUUCCCUCCAAUGCAUCGUCAGUAGAGUAACUUAAAUCCUUGUGCCAUAUUAUUUUGACAUUCUUGCACAUGUCGCUGUUUAAAUGAUUAGUUGUUCUAUAAAAUGUUGACGCUUUACGGGCUUCAUACAUACCUGUCAAUUCUCCCUGUGUGGCCCCUCUUACCUCUCUUCCCCGUUGUCCUCCCAUAUUAGUAUUUUACAGUAAAUUUACAUACUUCAGUGAGGAAAAUAAUUAGUCAGUCACCAAUUGUUCAAGUUCUCCUGAGGCCUGUAAUUGACAUCAUAGAUAAACUAUGAGAGACAUAAUGAAAAACUAUAAGAAAAUCACAUUGUCUGAUUUUUAAAUAAUUUAUUUGCAAAUAAUAGUGGAAAAUAAGUAUUUGGUCACCUACAAACAAACAAGAUUUCUGGCUCUCACAAACCUGUAACUUUUUUAAGAGGCUCCUUUGUCCUUCACUUAUUACCUGUAUUAAUGGCACCUGUUUGACCUCGUUAUCUCUAUAAAAGGCACCUGCCCACAACCUCAAACAGUCACACUCCAAACUCCACUAUGGUGAAGACCAAAGAGCUGUCGAAGGACACCAGAAACAAAAUUGUAGACCUGCACCAGGCUAGGAAGACUAAAUCUGCAAUAGCCAGCAGCGUGGUGUGAAGAAAUCUACUGUAGGAUCAAUAAUCAGAAAAGGAAGACCUUCAAGACCACUGCUAAUCUCCCUUGAGCAGGGGCUCCACGCAAGAUCUCAGCUCGUGGGGUCAAAAUUGUCACGAGAACGGUGAGCAAAAAUCCCAGAACCACAUGGGGGAUCUAGUGAAUGACCUGCAGAAAACUGGGACCAACGUUAUAAAGGCUACUGUCAGUAACACUCUAUGCUGAGUUGCAUCCAAAGAACACCAUACCAACUGUGAAGCAUGGGGGUGGCAACAUCAUGCUUUGGGGCUGUUUCUCUGCAAAGGGACCAGGACGACUGGUCCGUGUACAUGAAAGAAUGAAUAGGGCCAUGUAUUGUGAGAUUUUAAGUGCAAAUCCCCUUUCAUCAGCAAGGGCAUAAAGAUGAAACGUGGCUGGGUCUUUCAGCAUGACAAUGAUCCCAAGCACACUGCCAGGGCAACGAAGGAGUGGCUUCGUAAGAAGCAUUUCAAGGUCCUGGAGUGGCACAGCCAGUCUCCAGUUCUCAACCCCAUAGAAAACCUUUGGAGGGAGUUGAAAGUCCUUGUUGCCACAGACAGCCCCAAAACAUCACUGCUCUAGUGGAUAUCUGCAUGGAGGAAUGGGCCAACAUACCAUACUGUAAAGACUUCCAGAAAACCUUUGACCUCUGUCAUUGACAACAAAGGAUAUAGAACAAAGUAUUGAGAUAAAUGUUUGUUAUUGACCAAAUACUUAGUUAUACCAUUAUUGGCAAAUAUUUUUUUUUUCAUUGUAUCUCUCAUAGUUGAGGGCUACCUAUGAUUUCAUACAUACUCACUCUGGCUGCAAAAAAGUACCACUGAUCAUAACAAAAUACCAUUAAAAUAAAAAUACUAUGUAUUAAUAUAUAUAAAAUGUAAUAAUUUAUAUAAUAAUAUUAAUUACUACACACUAUAUCGUGAUACUAUGAUGCUGAACCUCGGUUGGGCUGGUUGGGCUCACACAGUGGUCAUGAAUGAAACCCACACACACAUGUCUGUGGUAAAAAUAAAAUUAGAUACUUAUAUGAUAUAGUCUGUGUGGUCCACAAAAUCUAUAUUCCUGACAGUCACAGUUGAUUCAGUAAGAAUCAGUGGUUCCUAUGUAAUUCUAAAGGACAUAAAUGCGUUUCUUGACCCACCUGUGGAAGCAUGGGGUAGUAAUACAAAAACUAGAAUUUUGUGAAAUGUGUAAGAGGCAAAUUAUCAAUCAAAUGAUCAAUUAUCGAUAUCAACAACACAUUGAAUACUUGAAAUAUGGAAUAACAAUAACUUUUAACUAUGAAGUAAACAUUACCUUAUUGGAUCAUUUUUGACCCACUUAUGUAUCUAAGGGUUGAUUUAUGUUUUUUGAUAUGGCUGAUGAGUGUAAAUGGAUUCCUGUCACAAUCUCAGUAAUAUACCUAGGAAAUAUGCAGUAACAAAAUUAUGUCUACAGUUUCACAUAAUCAUUUUAAUUAUGACAGAUUUUGGUCUCUCUGAAAAUUACAAAUAAUAACGGUCAGCAAUGUCAAAAUAAGUGCUAAACAUUACUAUGUAAUGAGAUUAUACAGAAAUAUAUAUAUCAUUUUGGCAGUGUCUUUGUAUUGAUUUAUUAAUAAAAAGUGAAAUUGA